AGUGCUGCCACUAGGCGGGGGUUUCAGCUGUAACACCGAACGACCGAACACGCACGAAACAUCACCGAAUGUCUUGUGAUCUUGAGCCGGAGUAUUGAAAAACUACUUUGAAAGAAUCGUAUAGUGCUUUGCGAGGAGCAAGAAAUUAUCAAAAAUGCAACCUCAAAUAAUUCUUCUGAAAGAAGGAACUGACGCGACUCAAGGAAAGCCGCAACUCAUUUCCAACAUCAAUGCCUGCCAAAUGGUCGUUGAUGCUGUCAGGACGACCCUUGGUCCUCGUGGCAUGGACAAACUCAUUGUAGAUCAAAACAACAAAGCUACAAUCUCCAAUGAUGGUGCAACUAUUCUCAAACUUCUAGACAUCGUUCAUCCAGCUGCAAAGACUCUUGUAGACAUUGCCAAGUCUCAAGAUGCUGAGGUUGGAGACGGUACGACGAGUGUUGUUUUGCUCGCUGGUGAAUUCCUAAAACAGAUGAAGCCUUUUAUUGAGGAAGGUGUACAUCCAAGAAUAAUCAUCAAGUCUUUCCGCCGAGCGAUUUCUUUAGCGAUUGAGACCAUAAACACUUGUAGCGUUAAAAUUGAAAAAUCGACUGAGGAGAAACGCCUUCUCCUGGAAAAAUGUGCUGCAACUGCUUUGAGCUCGAAAUUGAUUCACCAACAAAAAGAUUUCUUCAGUAAAAUGGUGGUCGAUGCAGUCUUACAGCUCGACGAACUUUUGCCCCUCAACAUGAUCGGUAUUAAGAAGGUAUCCGGUGGUUCUCUCGAAGAAUCUCUCCUCAUUGCCGGUGUGGCGUUCAAGAAAACAUUCUCUUAUGCCGGCUUCGAGAUGCAACCGAAAAAAUAUACUCCAUGUAAAAUUGCUCUGUUAAAUAUUGAGCUAGAGCUCAAAGCAGAACGUGACAAUGCGGAAGUUCGAGUGGACAACGUCGCUGAGUAUCAAAAAAUUGUUGAUGCGGAGUGGCAAAUUCUCUAUCAGAAACUAGCGUUGAUUCACAAGAGUGGAGCCAAUGUCGUUCUUUCAAAAUUACCGAUUGGUGAUGUUGCCACCCAGUAUUUCGCUGACAGAGACAUGUUCUGCGCUGGUCGAGUUCCUGAAGAAGAUCUCAAAAGAACAAUGAAAGCUUGCGGCGGUGCUGUUAUCACAACCACCCACGAUAUUAGUGACAAAGUACUGGGACAUUGCGAAUCUUUUGAAGAGAAACAAAUCGGUGGUGAAAGAUUCAACUUCUUCGCUGGUUGCCCGAACGCCAGAACGUGUACUUUCGUACUACGAGGGGGUGCCGAACAAUUUCUCGAGGAAACCGAAAGAUCUCUUCAUGACGCUAUUAUGAUUGUGAGACGUAUGAUCAAAAACGAUGCUGUGGUUGGUGGAGGUGGUGCGAUCGAGAUGGAGUUAUCGAGAACUCUUCGUGACUAUUCGCGAACGAUCGCUGGAAAAGAGCAACUUCUAAUCAGUGCUAUUGCACGUGCUCUCGAGGUCAUCCCAAGGCAACUUUGCGACAACGCGGGCUUCGAUGCAACAAAUAUUCUGAACAAAUUGCGACAGAAGCAUCAUCAAGGUAAAUGCUGGUACGGCGUAGACAUAAUGAGCGAAGAUAUUGCAGACAAUAUGCAAGCGUGUGUUUGGGAGCCAGCAAUCGUAAAGAUUAAUGCACUGACCGCAGCUUCUGAAGCGGCUUGUUUAAUUUUGUCGGUUGAUGAAACCAUUAAGAAUCCAAAAAGCGGGGGUGGCGGUGAUGCACCGCAGAUGCCAAUGGGCCGAGGAAUCGGCAGACCUAUGUAAUCUCCAAUAUCGAAAUCAUACGUAAAUAAAUUGCGAAUGAUUGGGUGCGAGGGGUAUUGAGGUUUCGUGUGAAAAAUCCAAGACAAAAGUAUGAACGCAAUUGGAGCGUGAUUUCCGAGAAACCAGAAGCGUUUUAAUAAAAACAUUGUUUUAAUUUUCGUACAGCAAACCUUCGACUGUCACACCGCUCUAAAUGCUUUUUUUUUAUAUCGUGCAACACUUUUCUCUUUGGUCAACAUCAAGGUCAACUUUUUUCAAUCCACAUCAACACGCCAUCCCUACGAAUGCGUGUGCUUUGUGCAUUUAGUAUUGAUUCGAUAAUUACAUCGUACAAAUUUUAUUACACGAUAGUUUCUGUAUGAUUUGCCACUUCGAACGCGAUCAUGAAUUUCGCAAGAUCAACAAAAUAUUGUAUUUCUUCAUUCUUUGUAUCAUUAAAUUAAUAAACCAUUUCAAUAAAAAAAUCAA
Molecule: messenger RNA, 2251 nt
Organism: Venturia canescens
Lineage: Eukaryota; Metazoa; Arthropoda; Insecta; Hymenoptera; Ichneumonidae
Gene: CCT7
Product: chaperonin containing TCP1 subunit 7
Exons: 6
Coding region: 155-1783 (542 amino acids)
Biological process (GO): protein folding
Cellular component (GO): chaperonin-containing T-complex
Molecular function (GO): ATP binding; ATP hydrolysis activity; ATP-dependent protein folding chaperone
Source: RefSeq, a predicted model, not a curated record